Messenger RNA from Carya illinoinensis, 2085 nucleotides. RefSeq names its product heat shock cognate 70 kDa protein-like. Gene Ontology annotation, molecular function: ATP-dependent protein folding chaperone; heat shock protein binding; ATP binding. The transcript has 2 exons. The record is from RefSeq and is a predicted model, not a curated record. Bases 162 to 2036 code for a protein of 624 amino acids. Gene Ontology annotation, biological process: cellular response to unfolded protein; protein refolding. Gene Ontology annotation, cellular component: cytoplasm. NCBI's taxonomy places the organism in Eukaryota, Viridiplantae, Streptophyta, Magnoliopsida, Fagales, Juglandaceae.
UGGCUUUUUUCAGUAACUUUAUCCUAAAAGCAAUAGGUAAAGAUGAGAGAGAAGGCCAUUUCCAAUUAAUGGCAGUCUACUUCGUGAGCAAGGAAACAAAUCAUACAUAAAGACCGUCUUCAACCUCUCAUUACUUCGAGAUCGUUGAUCUGAUCGUCAGAAUGUCGAGCGAAGGAGAGGGCCUGGCAAUAGGGAUCGAUCUGGGGACGACGUAUUCGUGCGUGGGAGUGUGGCAACAUAAUCGAGUAGAGAUAAUAGUAAAUGAUCAGGGCAACAGGACGACGCCGUCUCAUGUCUCCUUCACUGAAAAAGAGCGCUUGGUAGGUGAUGCCGCCAUGAAUCAGGUUGCCAGGAAUCCCUCCAACUCCGUCUUUGACGCAAAGCGAUUGAUUGGGAGGAGAUUCAGUGAUCCCUUAGUUCAGGGUGAUGUCCAACUUUGGCCAUUCAAAGUCAUUGAGGGUCCUGAUGACAAGCCUAUAAUCGUGGUCACUUAUAAAGGUGAAGAAAAGUAUUUUUCAGCUGAGGAAAUCUCAUCUAUGGUUCUAAAAAAGAUGCGUGAGAUCGCUGAGGCAUACUUGGGCACCACUGUGAAAAAUGCAGUUGUUACUGUCCCCGCCUACUUCAGUGACGCACAACGUAAGGCCACAAAUGAUGCUGGCACCAUCGCGGGCCUUGACGUCUUGCAAAUAAUCAAUGAACCCACAGCUGCAGCCAUUGCUUACGGUAUUGACAGGGCGGGUGGCAUUGGUAAGAGAAAUGUGUUGAUCUUUGAUUUAGGGGGUGGUACUGCAGAUGUCUCACUGCUUACCAUUGAGGAUGGUACUUUCAAUGUUAUGGCCGUUGCUGGAGAUACACACCUUGGAGGUGAGGAUUUUGACAAUAGAAUGGUAGAACAUUGUGUUCAAGUGUUUAAAAGGCAAAACAAGGAGGACGUCAGUGGAAACGCCCGAGCUCUAAGGAGGUUGAGAACAGCUUGUGAGAGAGCAAAACGCAUUCUUUCUUCUGCAAUUGAGACUACCAUUGAAGUUGAUUCUCUAUAUAAUAGUAUUGAUUUCUUCUCUACUAUUACCCGUGCCAAAUUUUCAGAACUCAAUAUGGAUUUUUUCAAAAAUUCUAUUAUGCUUGUGGAUAGGUGUUUGACUGAUGCGAAGAUGGACAAGAGUGCAAUCGACGAUGUCAUUCUUAUAGGUGGUUCUUCCAGAAUCCCCAGAGUGCAGGAAAUGUUGCGGGAAUUCUUCGAUGGAAAGGAGCUUAACAAGAGCAUUAACCCAGACGAAGCUGUGGCUCAUGGAGCCGCUGUUCAAGCUGCGAAUUUGACUGGUAUGGGUAAUGAGAAAGUGAAUCAAAUUAUGCUCUUGGAUGUCACCCCUCUGUCUCUAGGAGUGUCUGUCAAUGGAGGUGAGAUGUCUGUUGUGAUUCCAAGGAAUACCACCAUUCCCACCAAGAUAGAGGCAAACUACAGCAACUUCCAUGAUAACCAAACUAGUGCUUUGUUCUCAAUUUACGAGGGAGAAAGAGUGAGAGUUAGGGAUAACAACUGGUUGGGAGAAUUCCGCCUUGUUGGCAUUCCUGCCGUACCUAGGGGUGCUGCUAAGCUCAAAGUAAGCUUUGAUAUAGAUGCAAACGGUAUUUUGAAUGUUUCUGCUGAGGAGGUGACCACUGGGGUGCGUCGCAAGAUCAUCAUCACCAACGAGAAGGCGAGACUAUCCAAUGUAGAAAUUAAUAGGAUGAUUGUGGAUGCUGAGAUAUACAAGGUUGAAGAUGAUGACUGCAGGGAGAGAGCCAAGUCUAAGGCAGCUUUGGAGAACUAUGCCUACAAAAUGAGGAACAACAUUAAUGAUAAGCAAAUUGGUGCCAAGGUUUCCCGUGCCAGUAAGAAGAAGAUCAGAGCUGCUAUUAACAAGGCGAUUCAGUGGUUAGAUAACUUAGAUGGCAUGGAGCUCGCAGGGGUUGAUGAGUUUGAGGAAAAGCUCAUAGGCCUUAAGUUAAUAUGCAAACCCAUAAUUGCAAAUAUGUCUGAUUCUGAACUACAAUAAGCAGUUGAGCUGCCCCUUUUAUCAAUAAAAUUGACCUAACGAAUGCUCA